Messenger RNA from Prorocentrum cordatum, 1523 nucleotides. The record is from the annotation of a GenBank genome assembly. NCBI's taxonomy places the organism in Eukaryota, Dinophyceae, Prorocentrales, Prorocentraceae.
GCGCUCAGAGGGACCAUACAUUGCAAUCGUUUCGGAAGGGUGGAGGCUCCGGCACGCUGCGUCGUCGGAUAUUCACAACGAGUUCUCGGGUGCCACCCACGCUCUACAGGCCGCCUGUAUUCCAAUAUUCCAAUGUAUUCUCAGAAGAGUGAACCUCGAGAGGGCAUUUAAUGCUAGUUGAUGCGCGUGCCAUUCUGUUGUAAGUGUCAGGGGCUACAUGCCUAUGUUUUUCCGGGGAUUCGCACAGUCGGCGUCUUCGUGCUGUAGUGGCAUGGCGAUUCCGUAGCCAUGAUGGCUUUGGCUGCGUCUCUGGAUGUGCUGCUUCCCCCUGCAGGGCGGUUCGCACGUCGUGGGGUUUCGUUCUCGCUGCGCCGCUCGUCGCCAUGGCGCGACCAUGUGAGCGCUCGGCAAUGGGGCACAUUGAUGAGGUGAUCAACGCGCUGCCUUGGUCGUGCGAGAACAAGCUCAGGCUGCGCGCUGACGUGGAACGCAUCUUGGAAGUGGCGCCCGCGUUGGCCUCUGGGGCGAAGAUGAUCGGAGGCACCGGGGGAACGGAGGCAGAGUUUUACCUGAGCGGAGUCUUGCGCAUCCAUUACCAAGGCGGCGUCUACCAUGUACCUGUCGGCAUGUCGUUCGGCUCGUUGUACCCAGGAGUUCCGCCGCGCUGUUUCGUGGCGCCAUCGGGGGCUAUGGGCUUGGUGCAGUUGCAUCCGGGCGUCGAUGCGGACGGCAGGAUCUCGGUGCCGCACCUGACGGGGUGGAGCGAGAAUUCGCGAAUCACGGAUUUGAUUGCCGGCAUGGCGACAGUUUUCUCGGAUAAUCUUCCAGUGUAUAUGAGGCGUCCGCAUGGUCCGGCUCUCGGCGACGCGCGCAAGCGGGUAUGGCGAGUGGGGGGGGCUUCCCAGCAACAUGUUUAUGUUAUGGCGGGGUUGCUGGUUCCAGUAUGAGCUCCCCGAUAGAGAUGGUUCUGAGCGAUCCCCCCGUCAUAAACAACAAAUGAUCAAUCACCCUCAGAAGCGCUGAGGAGCCCCUGCGCUUCCCUCGGACAAGUCGCCUUCGCCCCAACGCUCUCUUUUGCGGCAGCCGCUGGGUGAGGGAAUCAGUCCUUGCUUCCCGCGGCCUGGCAUUGGCCAGGCAACGCCGCUGCCUUGCACACCGCCACCCAGAGCCAAUGUGAACCCGGGUUUGUCACUCUACAGGAUGCAUGUUCAAACAUAAUUUUUGUUUUACUAUGUUUCACUAUUCGCCCAGAAUCCCUCUGUAGGUGGACAUGCCCGACCUAAAGCUAAUAUCUGCUCUGGAAGGUCAGUAUGUCUGCAUCCGACUCCCUCCCCUUCCCUGCUCUCCUCCCCAACCUCUUUCUGCCAGCUCUGGCCCGUGUGGUCACGACGGUCUUCAGCACCCCCGGGCGUUGUGCUGUUUUGAGCAGUGGCGCCGCCGAGCGAGAGCAACAGACACAGUUCAAGGGAGCCAGCUCGUUCUCUGCGCUGAAUCCAGGAUCUCAGACACUUUUAUCUCACUUC